Molecule: messenger RNA, 258 nt
Organism: Entrophospora candida
Lineage: Eukaryota; Fungi; Glomeromycota; Glomeromycetes; Entrophosporales; Entrophosporaceae
Source: the annotation of a GenBank genome assembly
AUGCAAUAUCUCUUAUUUCUUGAUAUCCUUAGUCAAAAUGGACUGAAAAAUUCACCAUCAUUACCACCAUCCGAUAUAACAAAUGUUAUAUCUACAUCUAUUACAGGAGAAUUAACAUUGGAAAAGAUAAUAAUAAUGAAAAAAAAGAUUUUAUUAAAACUUGGAGAAAUUGAUAAUGAGAUUGGUGUAUUUAAUGAAUUUGAUGAAUUUUUAUCAAAAAAAAGUACAAAAAGACUAUGUUUUUUCCAGAAUACUUGA